Messenger RNA from Talaromyces stipitatus ATCC 10500, 3894 nucleotides. Its product is annotated as WD repeat protein. The transcript has 4 exons. Gene Ontology annotation, molecular function: protein binding. NCBI's taxonomy places the organism in Eukaryota, Fungi, Ascomycota, Eurotiomycetes, Eurotiales, Trichocomaceae. The coding region runs from base 1 to 3894 and encodes 1297 amino acids. Gene Ontology annotation, biological process: positive regulation of TOR signaling. The record is from RefSeq and is a predicted model, not a curated record.
AUGGCUGAUCCACCAAAUGAUUCAGGAACCCCUCAAUCGCCACGGCCACCCCCGCCAUCAUCGCAGGGUCAGGCGCACAAGGUCUACCAGAAUCGAGCAACCAGUGCUCUGGCAAGACUAACUCAACCAUUCUUUACCGGAUCACGUUCCCCGAGCCCAUCAGAUGUCUCUAAUCGCGUACCCGACGAAGAUCAUCAUGUGAGAUUGACAAGAUCAAAAUCCUUACCUGGAUCCUCUCAGACUGUCACCCAUCGCACCGGCCUAUCAAUAGCGUCGCUGGACAUUUCCCCGCAGAAAACGCAUGCCGUCAUCGCUGGCCGAGAAAUUUUCAAGACGAUUCGCGUGUCUCAAGACGGCUCCUCUGAAGAAUUUAACCUCCGCGAUGCGAUUAUCAAGGCUUCGUCUAAGAAACAAGCUCUGACCGGUCUGGCCUCGAAAUUCAAGGAUCAAUUGGCUAUCAAGGAUGUGAAAUGGUCUCAUGGAGAGUUUGAUACAGUUAUUGCGACCGCUGCAGCUAACGGUCGCAUCAUUACAUACGACCUGCAGCGAGCAGGGCUGGAACUCUCAAGGCUAAAUGGCCAUAAUCGUCAGGUCCACAAAUUAGCAUUCAAUCCACAUCGGCCCGCCUGGCUUUUAUCGGGGAGUCAGGACAGUACAAUUCGUAUGUGGGACUUAAGUAAUAGCGAUGCAGUACGCGAUAUUCGAUGGUCGACAGGCGAUGGCACCGUCUUCGCGACGGCGACGGAUAGCGGAGCAAUCCAGUGUUGGGACUAUCGACAUACCAAGGCCCCACAGCUGAAGAUCACAGCCCAUGAGAAACCAUGUUAUGCUGUCGACUGGCAUCCCGACGGGAAACAUCUCGUGAGUGCGGGCACAGAUAAACAGGUUAAAGUUUGGGAUUUUUCUUCCUCAGCGGAGCGCAGACAGAAACCGACUUUUCAGUUUCGUGCUCCUCAACCGGUGGUGAACGUGAGAUGGCGACCAGCCAGUCGGGUCUCGGAAUUUUCUGAUGACAGAAAUUGGCAAUCAACGCAAGUGGUUACGUCGUAUGAUAAAGAAGACCCCCGCAUACAUCUCUGGGAUCUCCGCCGUCCACACAUACCCUAUCGAGAAAUCGAUCGCUACGAAACACCUCCUGCCGACAUGCUUUGGAAGUCAAACGAUUUACUUUGGACUGUUGGCGAAGCAGGAGCGUUUACUCAGACGGACAUUCGGUAUGUUCCCGAAGUCGUUAGUCGUCGGCCAAUGUGUGCCGUGGCCUGGAGUCCGACUGGCGAAGUUGUUGCAACUGUGCAGAAACGGCCUCGACGCCGGCCCUUGGCUACCAGGAAUCCUGAGUUUUUCGGACUUGGUGAUGAGAAGGAGCGGGUUUUCGAGAGACAUCGGAGUUUUGCAGAUAGCAGCGCCCUAGAUGAUAUUGCAACAACGCAGCCAAAACAACAACGAGGAAUGGCCUUGGGUAUUUCAAAGUCGCUGGGGAAUACCCCUCCAGAUCCGGUAGACAAAAUUACGGUCAUACCUCUUGGAGACUCGUUAUCAGGCGAGCUUCCGACACCCAAUCAGGUGGGUAUUGUUGGACGAAUCGAGGGUGUUGCAUCCGAUGAGAUGGUUUUCCGCUACUUAGCUGAGCACGGUUUGACGGACCUGGACUGGAAUGCGACGCAAGCCGAGAUGGCAGGCCAGCACAAGCUUGCUCAAACUUGGAGUAUUGUAAAGUACACCGUGCUCCAGGAAAUCGAACAUCGAGCGGAAGAGAGAAAGCGAAAGCCCAAAGAGAAAACAAACCAGGUCCAUAGGUCUCCGCAUGCACAUUUCAGCGACCGAACUCGCCUGCCUGACGGACCCAAGUCAGCCAAGGUUAAGUCUCACCUCUUUAAAGGAGUCAUGGAAACAGAAGCUCACCGACGCGGGGCGCCGGAAAUUGAGAGCUCCUCAAACGUGACUACUCCUCUUGCGCAGCCACUUCCGGAUUCUCCUUCUGGCGUCAUUUUUCCCUCGGUAAGUCAUGGAGAGUCCGUGACAGACGAUCUCAUAGAUUUGCAACCUUUACCGCCUUCCGUCAUGAGCUCGCGUUACAGUACUAAAAACCAGAACGAGACAAGUACACCGCGGAUGCAGCGUCACGAAUCAGAAUCAAGUGAAUUUAUGCCCUUUUACUCAGGUAGUUUCAACUCAGAGCAAGUGCGAGAAGGUCAGGUUGAUAACUCCAAGGACGACCAGAGGACUGCGCCUCGAGCUAUAGCUGGUCGCGUCGAUUGGCAUCGUCACCGGUCUAGUGAUGCAGCAGCGAAGGAAGGAUCCGAAGACGAUUAUGAGCAAAACGUUGAGAGUCGAAAAGCUCUUUUACGUGACUACAAAGCCCCACCAAAGAAGGUUUUGAACCUGGAAUCUCUUGCUAGUGAAGCAAGUCGUCCGACACGUCCUGGGACUUAUUUUCGGCACGACUCUACUGAAAGUUUCCCAAUGUUCUCAGCUUCUACGGAUAGCUCGCAACGUACAAAAUCGGUGGACAUCUCGUUAUCUCCUCGAACAAGUGCACUUGCUUCCUCAAGGCGGGGUAGCGUUGGCUGGGAGACCGAAGAGGAUGCUAUUAUCGAAGAGGAUGAACCUGCGUCCUCUAAAGCUGCUAGCGUCCCUGAUUAUGGAUCCUAUCAAGACAGAAUCGUUUCCGAUAAUUCGUAUCCCGACGAGUCCCACAUUCAUCUUCAGCGUCCGUCUAGUCCUGCUCCAAUCGUAGCGGAGUCAGACAAAACUGAAAAGGACCAACGACAAGAGAAAACCAGUGAUACUACUGCAAAACAAAACGAAGAUUUUCGGUUACCCCUUUCUCCUGAAAUCUCAGCAAAUAAGCCUUGGGGCGCACAAGUCAUUCUUAGAGAGGCAGUACGACAUUAUUAUAGUACAGGCCCUGUUGAUACCCAGAUGGCGGCUCAUCUCCUUCGGAUGGUGCAUUCGCUCUUCUAUGACUGCGAAACAAUAUUACCGUACCACGAAUGUGAACAAGUCUUCAAAGCAUAUAAUGAACAGCUUAUUCGACAUUCGAUGUACGUGGAAGCUGCAGAACUCCGAAAUUUCUGUGUACCAAUAUACCCGGCGGUAUACGAGUACUCUCAGACAGAUACAUACAUCAAUGUCUAUUGCUACACUUGCAGAAAGCCUUACGAGAAUCCCGUCAAAGAUAACCGUCGAUGUCAUAAAUGUCGAACCCCACAACCUCCCUGUCCUAUUUGCCUCAACGUGGAGCCGCCUCUUGAAUGGACGAUAGGCGAGUCUGAUGGAGGUGAUGCCGAAGACUCGGAGGUCCUCUCCCAAAAUUCACUUCAAUCCGAUCAGACUGAACCGAUCUCGGGCCUGGAGAUAGAAUAUUUUGGUCAACAGUCCCGCAACUCUCACCGAAUUCCAGGCUCUAGCUUAUGGUCAUGGUGUCAAGGCUGUGGACAUGGCGGGCACCUAGCCUGCAUGAAGAAAUGGCUCAGCGACCUUGAAGCGAGUGAGGGCGGUUGCCCAACCCCUGGCUGCGUGCACGACUGUGGACCCGGACCACGACGUCGAGAGCACCGUGAAGUCAUGCAAACGGUAGCAUUCGGACGCCGGAUUACUUCCAACACUGCCAAGCGUGACUCUUGGGUAACCGGCGAAAGCAGAGCAGUUGAGAAAGUUCGCGGCAUGUUAUCUUCGGCUACAGCAGCACAGGGAUCAUCCGGGGAGAUGUCGCUGGGAGGCGCCGUGAGUAGUGGCGGUAGUGCUGCGCUUAACACGUCGUCCGGUGGUGGAACAAUAGGAUCUUCGAAGAAAGUUAGACUGGUAACUCCUAUUGAAGAAGGUUUGUUGCAUAAGGAUAUUGAUCCUCUGAUGCGUGACAAGGAGUCUACGUCGGAUCCUUUUUCGGGUUAA